ACUCAGCUCUUGGGAGUUUUACUUGCUGCUGCUUCCAAUUUUCUGAUUAGUGUCUCUUUGAAUAUACAGAAAUGCGCUCAUCUCCGACUGGCUCGCCAAACAGAGCCGAAGCCCUACUACACGAGCAAGCUCUGGUGGUGUGGGAUUACCCUCCUGGGGCUUGGAGAGGUCGGCAAUUUCACAGCCUAUGGAUUUGCCCCUGUUGCCCUUGUUGCUCCACUGGGAUGUGUAGCUGUCAUAGGUAGUGCGUUUAUUUCUGUCUUAUUCCUAAAGAAGACCAUGAGGGCUGCUGAUAUAUUGGGAGGAACACUGACAGUGACAGGGACAUACUUAUUGGUGACAUUCUCUCCAAAUGCACCCCAAGAGCUCACCGCAAGACGAGUACAGAAUUACUUAGUGAGCUGGCCUUUUUUGGUAUAUUCGAUCUUAGAAAUUAUAAUAUUCUGCAUUCUCCUCUAUUUUUACAAAAGAAAGGCCGUGAAACACAUCGUGGUUUUGUUAAUGAUGGUAGCACUACUGGCAUCGCUGACUGUCAUUGCUGUAAAGGCUGUGGCCAGCAUGGUAACACUCUCUGCAAAGGGGAAAAUGCAGCUAACUUAUCCUGUUUUCUACAUCAUGAUUGUUUUAAUGGCAACUUCUUGUGCUUUCCAAGUCAAGUUCUUGAAUCAAGCAAUGCAUCUGUAUGAAGCGACAGCAAUUGUGCCCAUUAAUUUUGCGUUCUUCACCACCAGUGCCAUCAUUUCAGGGGUCAUAUUUUAUCGGGAAUUCCAAAGUGCACCUUUGCUGAGCAUGUUCAUGUUUCUGUUCGGGUGUCUCCUAUCUUUCCUUGGUGUAUUUGUAAUUGCAAGAAAUAAAAAAGAGGAGCAUUUACAAAUUCCUUUUAUUGACUGUGGACAUAUUCCUGGACAGAAAUUGACAGGCAAAAUACAACCAGAUUCUCACAGUUCAUGCUAUGGCACUUUGAAUAAUGAAGACGACUCAGUGAGAAGUCAAAACUGA
Cariama cristata (Red-legged seriema) is the source of this 999-nucleotide messenger RNA. RefSeq names its product NIPA-like domain containing 2 (gene NIPAL2). The transcript is spliced from 10 exons. The annotation marks the transcript as partial. Gene Ontology annotation, cellular component: membrane. NCBI's taxonomy places the organism in Eukaryota, Metazoa, Chordata, Aves, Cariamiformes, Cariamidae. Gene Ontology annotation, molecular function: magnesium ion transmembrane transporter activity. The record is from RefSeq and is a predicted model, not a curated record. Gene Ontology annotation, biological process: magnesium ion transport.